Klebsormidium nitens is the source of this 963-nucleotide messenger RNA. The record is from the annotation of a GenBank genome assembly. Lineage: Eukaryota; Viridiplantae; Streptophyta; Klebsormidiophyceae; Klebsormidiales; Klebsormidiaceae.
CUUGUCAGCAAAAAGCAUAUGGUCAAGCAGCUUGAAGUUUGGAGAGCCGUUUUGGCUGAGAGUGAAAAGAACGCUCACCGCCUUUGUCCAACAGCGGUCGUGAAGAAAGUCAACCAUGCCAUGUUCCAGUUCCCUGCAUCGUCAAGCGGUUCCCUGGAGCCACUCGACGGGGCAGGGUUCUUCUUCAAGCCAAACCGAGCGGUCACGUGUAACCACGCCUUACCUUCACGGUUUAGGCAAGGGGAUACUGUCUUGGUGCAAGUACCAUCGCUUGAGAGGACCAUGGAACUCAAAGUGCUAGAAAGAGACACGAGACUGGACUUCGCGAUCUUGGAGCCUGUAGACGAACUUGCCCCCGACUUUCUGGAGAUCCUAACCGGAUAUCAACCGUUUCUCGAGGGGAAUGAUCUGGUCCUGUUCACGUUUGUCGACGACUCUCAGCUGCCUCGUGUCCCAGGGGGGUGGAAUAAGUCACCGGCCGUGAUGAAAGCGGUUGGGUUGAGGGUUAGCAGCACCAAGCACCACCUGCUGUUCGAUAGCAACACGUGGACUACAAACGACUGCGGAGCCGCGCUCUUGCUGUUCGACGGACGCGUGGCGGCGCUCAGUGUGGACAGCGUGGCGCAUGCCAAAGACCUCAUUAGGCAGAAGCUCGACAUGGACGAGUCGCUGACGGACCUUGAAAAGUCGAUCCAACGUCUGAUUGGCAGAGUACCGGGGGGGCAGAUCGGGCUCCUCGCAAGCGUCUUCGCCGACAGAUGAGACUCUUCAAGUAAUAGGCUGUUGAGCAAAUUGCUGGGCAAGACAUGCCAUGCGUUGCUGAUACUUCCUCAGAGUGCUUUGUAUGCCAUAAGUAGGGCCCUAAUAUUUUAGCACCUGAUGUUCUCAGUUGAUAACUAUGAUUCGAUAUGACCGAUAGAAGCGCCGUACCGUUAAGCGAGCCAUUACAAUGCUGUCCGGCCG